AGCGUCAGCUGUUAUUCAAUUUGAAAAGUAAAAACAAAACCGCUUAAACAUAAAAUAAGCAACGCUACCUGCAGUUUCAGUUAAAAUAAUGUCAACUAAAGGAAAACUAUGUGUAAAAUGUGAAGAGGACCACUUUCUGGAUCCGCAUCCACAUUGUGUUCAUGGUCCGACUUUGCUCUUCUAUUAUGAAAAUGAACCACCACAAAAAGGUUUCUAUGGCUGCGCGGCUUACCGGGAUAAAAAAAUGUGCUCAUUCCAUUUGCCAGCAGAUUCAUUGACAGAAAAGUAUUUAAAACAAAAUUUGGAUACAUCAACACAAAUUUAUAAAAAACUGCGUUAUGAUCCACGCGCACCACUUGAAUAUUUCUAUUGUGUCAAUUGCGAUGCACCAGUAGGAAAAGAUCAUCAGAAAGAUUGUGUGGAACACAAAGUAAUCGCGGGCGAUUUGCUAAAGAAUCCAACACAGUUUCUGCGUCCACUCGACAAUGACAAAGGACAGGCACAGUAUUUCUUUGAUGAAAGAGCAUUGAAUUUGUUUGUUAAAUGCUUUCGUGACAUGGGCAUAAAUAAAGUGGUUUGCAUUGGUGCACCGAGAUUGCACACUUUUUUAAAGUUGCAUUGUGAGGAUAUAAAUAGUUUUCUCUUGGAUUUUGACAAACGUUUUUUGUAUUUCUUUGAUGACUGGGAGUAUGCCUGGUAUAAUAUGUGCAACAACUACUUCUUUGAUUCCAAACAACAAAUAAUGUUUCGUAAUUUUCUAAAUAAUCAAAACAAUGAACACCUAUUAAUAUUCACUGAUCCACCUUAUGGUUGCCGCACAGAAGUCAUAGCAAACACAUUACAUCAACUGGUACAACUUUAUCAUAGUAUUAAUAAAUCCAAAUACUUUCCAUUGCCGCUAUUUUGGAUAUAUCCAUAUUUCUCGGAACAACACAUACAAAAAGUCAUGCCGGAAAUGCAGAUGUCUGAUUAUAAGGUCAAUUAUACAAACCACUCUACUUACACGGACGGUUUGAACAAAAUACGUAAGCAGGGUUCACCUGCACGUAUAUUCACUAAUGUAUCACUUGAGAGAUUAAUAUUACCUGUAGAGGAGGAGUAUAAAUAUUGUGCUAGCUGUAGGCGCUACACAGCUCUGGAGAAUCGUCACUGCCAACAGUGCGGCAUUUGUCCAUCGAAGAACGGCAGCACAUAUAAACAUUGCCAAUUAUGUGGUAUAUGUGUGAAGCCGAGUUAUGUCCAUUGCCGUAACUGUCGUCGUUGUACACAAGUUGAAGGACAUAACUGUACGGAGUAUCAGACAAAGCAACGUUGCUGGAUUUGCAGACAGUCGGGACAUAUAGAGAAAAAUUGUGCCACAUGGCAAAAUAUUCGAAAUAAAAUGAUUUUGUUGAAUUACAACUCCAGAGAAACGGAAAAAGCAAUUGUUUGUUACAUUUGCGAUCAGAAGGGACACAAUGAACUAAAAUGUAAAGAACGUGUAAAGUAUUUUGAGGAAACUUCGUUUUGUGGUGAAGUACAACUCAAAUUGAAACUGUAAAUAACAAAAGUCAUAAUAAAGUCAAGAAACUUCUAAGAAGCUAAUCUCAGGUAUGGAACUAUAACGAAAGAUUUAGUUAAUAAUAGCAAAUAGUUUUUAA
Messenger RNA from Teleopsis dalmanni, 1640 nucleotides. Its product is annotated as rRNA N6-adenosine-methyltransferase ZCCHC4-like. Gene Ontology annotation, cellular component: nucleolus; cytoplasm. The transcript has 5 exons. The coding region runs from base 89 to 1540 and encodes 483 amino acids. Gene Ontology annotation, biological process: rRNA methylation. Gene Ontology annotation, molecular function: rRNA (adenine-N6-)-methyltransferase activity; zinc ion binding; nucleic acid binding. Lineage: Eukaryota; Metazoa; Arthropoda; Insecta; Diptera; Diopsidae. The record is from RefSeq and is a predicted model, not a curated record.